This is a messenger RNA of Racocetra persica, 356 nucleotides long. The record is from the annotation of a GenBank genome assembly. NCBI's taxonomy places the organism in Eukaryota, Fungi, Glomeromycota, Glomeromycetes, Diversisporales, Gigasporaceae.
AAAAUGGUCAAGACUUUUAUUUUCCCUCAGCCAAUUACAAGCUGUCGCAAAGCGAAUUGAGAAAAAUUAAACAACAUUUCUCCACCAUAUCAGAUGUAUUGGGUUUGCAACUUAUGUCUUUUAGCCACGAAGGAACAAAAUAUGGGUGGCUUAGAACAAAAGAUGGGUCUAAAGCAAUGUUAGCUUAUAUUCAAUGGACAUCAUCUUUUGAAAAAGAUAAUGUUGGUUUAAAAUCAUUUAGACGAUUGGGUGCAUAUGCAUUUAUUGACACGUCUGCAAUUGAUCAUUGUGUUGGGUUUAUUGAGAUUGCAAAUUUAUUUUAUAUUGUAGACAAAGAAGUUGACAAUGAACAAUAA